AUGGCCUCACCUACUGACUCCACCUUCACUUGUCCUUCGACUUGUGUCUCCAUCAACACAACCCCUGGGGUGCUCCUCGACAAGAAGGAGCCCAUCGCCACCAUCGAGCCCCCCAGCAUCAACCGGGUGCUCUCGACCCUCAACGACUCGCGAAAAGAGCAGUUCAUUUCGCGGCUCGUCGAGUCGGCCGUGUGGAUCCUCGAGACUAUCUGGCCUGCCACCUCCCGAGUGGGCGAGAUCCAGGGCCAGUUCCCUGGCGGCUCGUCCUCGGUCAGAUCGAUUUCACUCAAGCGGUUUAUUCAGGAGGUUCUGCGGCGCUCCCGCUCCUCCUUCUCCACACUGCACGUGGCUCUCUACUACCUUGUGCAGCUCAAGCCUCAGAUCAUUGCGCUUUCCCGUAAUCGUUCCUCUGAGCCCAAGAACCCCGCCGGCAAGGUGAACAUUCUCUCCUGUCCCCGGCGGUGCUUCCUCUCCUCCCUCAUGGUGGCCGACAAGUUUCUGCAGGACCGGAAUUUUAGCGCCCGAGCAUGGGCCAAGAUUUCGGGGCUCCAGGCCUCGGAGCUUUCUACUAACAUGUUGGACUUUCUCAAGGCUCUCGACUGGAAGACCUUUGUUGCCGGCGACGUUUACGCCCAAUGGAGUGAGCUUCUGUUCGAGAACGCUCUCCUGGACAUGCCUGAGGAGGAGCUCAACCCCCCCACUAACGGAUAUGAGGAAGUCUCUCCCGUGACUGUUUACACCCCCGCUGCGUCUCCCGUUUUCGGCGAGAGCGAGUUCAGCAGAGCAGUCCUCAAGCGAUCGUUUGAUGAAGAUGACGCUCGUCAGACAAAGAGACGUAAUAUUUAA
Yarrowia lipolytica CLIB122 is the source of this 846-nucleotide messenger RNA. RefSeq lists its product as uncharacterized. Gene Ontology annotation, cellular component: cyclin-dependent protein kinase holoenzyme complex; nucleus. Lineage: Eukaryota; Fungi; Ascomycota; Dipodascomycetes; Dipodascales. Gene Ontology annotation, molecular function: cyclin-dependent protein serine/threonine kinase regulator activity; protein kinase binding. The record is from RefSeq and is a predicted model, not a curated record. Gene Ontology annotation, biological process: regulation of cyclin-dependent protein serine/threonine kinase activity.